GAACUUCCCAAACAAAACAGAGGCUAGGCUUAUCCUUAUCGAAAAUUUUAGUGUCCGUGUGUCUGUGUGUCCGCGUCCACAGCCUCCACACGCUAUCUAAUGGCGAGAUAAGAGAUAAGAGAUGAGGAGAGCACGUGAGAUCAGGCAGUGAGAGAGAGAGAGAGUUGUAUAGAGGGAGGGAGAGAGGGAGUGUGUGUGUGUGUGUGUGUGUGUGUGUGUGUGUGUGUGUGUGUGUGCGAGAAUAAAAAAUAAAUAGAAAAUGCGAUGAAUUGAAAUAGGAGGAGGAAGAGGAGAAGAUUUGAUAAAGAAGAGGAAGAGGAGGAGGAGGAAGAGCAGAAGAGAGAAGAUUUGAUAAAGCAGAACAGUAGAAAAAGAAGAAGAAGAAGAGAGAGAGAGAGAGAGAGAGAGAGAGAGAGAGAGAGAGAGAGAGAGAGAUUGUGUGCACGUUUGCUCGUGUGUACACAUAACCACACACAAACACACACACACACACACACAAACACACACACACACACACAAUGACAGAACACACGCACAGUCUCUCACACACACACACACACUCGUGGCCCCGCGCACCUCCAGUCUGAACAAUGUGCGUGUGUGUGCGUGCGUGUGUGUGGGUGUGGGUGUGUGUGUUGGCGUGGGGGGGCGUGGAGGGGGGGGCGUCCUGCAACAAGACCAGACAGGUGCUGACGGACAAAUAUGGAGUCAUUAGUGAUGGUCCCGGGAACUACAGCCAAGCCUCUCAUUGUCAGUGGCUUGUUAAAGCCGAGGCAGGGCAGCACAUCACUCUCAACAUUACAAAGAUGGAAACUGAAUGCUCCUAUGACCACCUGUACAUCCAUGACGGUCACACAUUUGACGCGCCGCUGCUUGGGGUGUUCAGCGGGAACACUACACCACCCCCUCUUACCGCAGCCUCCGGGGCGAUGCUAAUUAUGCUUUAUUCUGACACAAAUUAUGCUCUAGCGGGAUUUGAAGCUUUUUACUUCAUAACUGACUGCCCCCUGAACUGCUCGGGCCACGGGAAGUGUGUCUCGGGGCAGUGCCAGUGUGACCUUGACUUCACCGGCCCUGGGUGUGAGUUUGAGCACUGCCCCGACAACUGUGGCCUGGGUCAGCGUCGUGGUCACUGUGCCAAGUCUCCGCGUACCCUGGGUGCCCCCCGCCCUGCCCCAUACUGCAUGUGUAGCAAUGAGUAUUAUGGAGAUAGCUGUUCUCUGUACGAUGGGGGUGAUGGGGGUGAUGGGGCCUUUGCCGGUGAAGAGGGGGCGUGGUACUGGCUGUGGAGAGGCGCAGGGCCGGGCCGAGGCAGGACGAGCCACGCUGCGGUCUACCUCCCCCAUCUAGACCAGCUGUUUGUGUACGGUGGCUUUGACCUGAACGAGGCGCUGGGAGAUUUAAUGAUAUUUGACAUCAGGGAGAGCUUGUGGCUUAAACCGGGUGAUCCUGCUGAUGAGGAGCUGCUUAACAGGCGGAAGAAGGCCCGGCAGACUGCGCGGAUGACUGCCAAGGAGCGAGAGAGCAUCCGUUUAACCGCCACGAGUCCGCAGAGCCAGACAUCCACCCGGUUUGAUCACCUGACGUUCUCCAAAUCAGGGAACAAUACCGUCAGCGUUAAACGAACCAGGAGAAACACACCGGGUGACGCGGCCUCUGCAGGGGGUGGGGGGGCGCAAGAGGGGCGUCCCAGCUCCCCGCCCCCAUCCCCUGGCCCACGUUACGGCCACGCGAUGGAGAGAUUUGGCUUCCAUUUUGUUCUCUUUGGUGGUAAAACUGAUAAAGGAGAAGUUAGUAACGAGCUUUGGCUGUACAACACAACACUAAAUACUUGGCGGUUGAUAGCCCCGACCACCACUACCGCUAAAACCACCUCUACCGGCCAAACCACCGCCCCUACCACUCCGGCGGGCGGUGAGGAGACGGCUGAGACGUCGGACCACCCACCCGAUCCGCCAGAACCACCCAUGGAUGACCAGCCGCCCGGUUUGAUGCAUGCAAGCUUGACCCUAGUUGAUGAAAAAUGGAUCUACUUAUUCGGAGGAAGCUUACCACACGGGGAGUUUUCCAGCCUCAUGUUUCGUAUGGAUCUAACGAGUCUGCGGGUUUGGGAGCGGGUGUUAGUCCUUGGUGGCAGUGAGCUGGAUGUGCGGGUGGUUGGUCACUCAACCGUCUACCAUGCCCAGACCAGGUCACUCUUGGUUUAUGGUGGAAUACGGGUCAAUAUGGCCAGGUUCUCCAAUCUGACAGACCAGCUACUGAUAUUCAGCAUUGAUCAUCAGUUCUGGUCUCUGGUGCAGUACCCGAGGCCAAGGGGGAGGCACUCAGACAGACACAUCCCUCUCAAACGAGCCUUCCACUCAGCUGUCAUUGCAGGCACUUACAUGGUGGUGAUGGGUGGUUACGUACACAUCCACAACGAGGACGAGAGGUGUUACGAUCAAGAGGUGUACCUGUACCACCUGGGCUGUCACGUCUGGGUGUCCCACAAGAGGUCACAUGCUGCUGGUGGUGGCGGUGGUGGUGGUGAUGCUACUGGUGCUACUGGGUCUUCUGGGCAGUACCCCAGGGCCCAGGGGGUGUACGGCCACUCUCUGUCACUGCGAGGGGGGAACACGCUCCUGGUGGUGGCAGGGUUCCAGGGGUCAGUCAACACCCAGGUGCUUGCCUACACACUCCCCUCCACUCUGGUGUCCGCUGAGGGUCAAAGGUUUGACUCUGACCAAGCCUGCCGUCGCCACACGUCACAGGAGUGGUGUGUGGCCAGCCUGGGGUGUGGGUGGUGUCCCGCAGACAACAUUUGUUAUGAGCGUUCCCGCGGGGCGCGCUGCACUAAUAACCUGCAGACCUACGACUGCCCCGGCCUGUGCCCCGCCCUGCAGACCUGCCAGUCCUGCUUGGUGCACGGGGGCGGCCCCUGCUCCUGGUGCGUGCAGGCGGGGCGGUGCACUGGGCGGGACCAGGCGGCAGGGGGCUGGCCGGGGCGCUGCGGGGCGGACGCUCCUCUGACCUGGUGGGGCGGCCUGGCUGGGGAGGUGCAGACCCCGGGCGACUGUCGGGGUCAGGACCGUCGCCCCGGCAUCACCCUAGUCCGUCACUUCCCCCCGGUUGACCUGAAACGACCCGAUUCGGUGUCGCUUUUAAACCACAGCUGGACUGACCUGUCGUACCGGGAAGAAUUCUCCGGGGCGAUGUCUCUGCUGCGGCCUGGCCCCGUUGUCACGCUGCUUGCUGCCUUCCUGCACACCCCAGAGACCGGGGCUGACCGGGGCCUGUCGCUGGAGGCCAAAGCUGCGAAUGCCUCUCUGUGGGUGUCUGGGGACGAGCCGGGCGGGGAUGAGGGGGAGGCGCAGGGCAGGGAGUUAGUCGCAGAGCUUGAGGCAGGACCCACAAAGGAGGCAGCCUCAGCGAAACGCCCCGAUGGAAGCCAGCUGCUCACCCCGGGGGGCAGACAGCUCAUCGAGGCUAAGGCGUGGCUCAAACCGGGGGCAGCGGGGCACCUGAGUCUGUCCUGGGGCGGGGCGGACCGGGGCACACUCUCGUAUCGCCACCUGGAGCCGUACAGCCAAGGCGGCGCGCACUGCCUGCCCCACGACACAUGUUUGGCCUGCCUCACCGACUCCCUCUGCCAGUGGUGCCCGAAAACCGCCUCCUGCCUGCCCCGUGACGACCCAGAGGCGGUGUGUGGGGGCGGGGCGGGGCAACAAGACCCCACAAGCCCUGACACCCCCCAUCACUUCCCCAUUCUGGACCUAGAGGAGUGUGGGACCUGCGAACUGCACAUCUAUUGCAGUGCCUGUCUGGCGGCGGGCUGUGAAUGGGUACCAGAUAACGCCCACUGCUCGCGCUGGGGCAGGUUUCCCGGGGCUGUCACUGUGCCCCACAACUGCCCCCCACCCUGUCAUGACCGCCUGACCUGUGCUUCUUGCCUUGGGGUGCCUGGCCGCUGUGCUUGGUGUAGUGAAACGAAGGAAUGCUUUUUGUUCUCGGUCUACACGUCUGUCUACCAAUACGGGUCCUGUCGUGUUUGGCUUGAUGAAGAUCACACAAAUAUUACUGCUCCUGCUACUACUACUACUACUACUGCUGCUACUACUGCUACUGGGACUACUGGUGCUUCGAUGCCCCUCCUGGCCCCAACUGCCCCCCCUGAGGUGCUGCCACUCCCCCAAAGGCUGGCACUGGAGUCUGCGGAGUGCCACGUGUGUGAGGCCAUCAGUGACUGCGAGACAUGCGUACGUACACUCUCCUGCGGGUGGUGUCAUCAUGGCCACAACUUUACCCUUGGUCUCUGCACUGAGGGGGACUUCACUAGGCCACACAGGGGAACAUGCCAAAUACUGCUGGAGGAGGCUGCCACCACCGCCACCACCACCCCAAGCCCCCUCACAGCACAGGGGGGGCACUUGGGGGCUGAAUGGGCCUACGCAAGAUGCCCAGACCUUGACGAGUGUAAAUUAGGGUUGGAUAACUGCCAUGUGAAUGCCACCUGUCGGAACAAGGACCCUGGUUACGACUGCCAAUGCGAACGAGGCUUUGAAGGGGAUGGCAGGAAGACUUGUGAGAGAACGUGCUACGAGAGGUGUGUGCACGGCUACUGCUCCGGCAAACCCGACUACAGGUGUGUGUGUCAGCUUGGGUGGACUGGCAUGGAUUGUAGUGCAGAUUGUGGAUGCAACAACCACUCCACCUGCUCCAUAAGUGGCCCUGGUACCUGUGACGAGUGCCAGGACUGGACCACUGGGGAACACUGCCACCUGUGCAAGCCAGGCAGUUACGGGAAUGCCACCACAGCUCAGGGAUGUCAGAAAUGCCAGUGUAACAGCCACUGGGACACCGAACGAGGCUACUGCGACCUUAGUACUGGCGAUUGCUUCUGUCUGCACCACACCACUGGACACCACUGCCACCUGUGUCUGCCUGGGUACUACGGUGACCCCAGGGAGGGAGGUCACUGCUACAGAGAGUGUGGGGCAAGAACAGUCCUUACAGGUGGAGGCAGAGGUCACCUGGGGGCACAGGUCAGGGGGCCAGAUAACCCUUCCUCCUGUCUGUGGGUCAUUAAUGCCAGCACCCUCUUCCCCCCACUCCCCCCCACAACACAGGAGCCCCCCACACCCCCCACUGACUCCUCCCUCCCCCCUGGUUCUGCUGGUGGUGGUGGUGAUGAUGGUGAUGGUGGUGAUGGGCAGCAAGUAAUACAAGUGACGAUUGAGGCCACAAACAUUGACUGCGAUGACGGAAUUUUACAAAUUUACGACGACCUGCCCCAGUUCAUCUCAGGGUCGCCCACGCCUCACGCCCCCACAGGUCACCUCGUCGGGGCCUUCUGCCACAACCAGGCCACAUUCCCUGCCACAGUCGAGGCCACAUCAGGAAUUAUGACCAUCUAUUACGAACGAAAUGGGUCGCAGCAAGGUUUUAAUGCGACGUAUGAGGUGUUGUCCUGCCCUGAGAACCCUGGGCCGCGGAGGGUGUGUGUCGAGGGGCGCCCCGUGUGUGGAGAGGGGUGGAGGGGCGUCCGGUGUGACCUCCCUGUCUGCCCUGGUGGGUGUGGUCAGGGGGAGGGCCGGGGCACCUGUCUGUUGGGAUAUGGCAGAUGCAAUUGCAGUCAAGGAUUUGUGGGAGAGCAAUGUCAGCUGGAGAAAUUUGAGUACCAGGUGGUGGUGAGCCAGCUGGUGGGGGCGGCGCGGGUGGGGCCCGGCGACCCCCACCUGGCCACAGUCCUGCAGCGGCUUGGUCACUCCCUCGUGGUGGACCAGGGGGGGUCACUCUGGGUGUUCGGCGGGCUGUCCCUGCGGCGGGGUGCUCUCAAUGACUUGCAGAGGUUCGACCCUCAUAACACCACCAGCAUUUGGCAGCAGGUGACCGUGACGCUGCAGCCAGGGCGCGGCAAACAGGCGCCUCCGUCGCGGUACCUGCACGGCGCGGCGUACGUGCCAGGGCGCGGCCACAUGUACGUGUACGGCGGCCUCAACCGCUCCCACUUCCUGGGAGACUUCUGGCGGUUCAGCAUGGACAGCAGUGCCUGGGCCAGCGUGCCCACGCCCGCCGCACUGCCCCCACUGGCCGGCCACACCCUGACGUACCGCGGCCAGCAGGAGGCCGCCUCGCUGCUGUUGGUGGGCGGCGCGUCCCCGCAGUACGGCUUCCUGGAGGCUCCGUGGGAGUACAGCGUGGCCACCGGGCGGUGGGCGCGGCUUGACACCUCCGGCACGGCCCCCGUGGGCGUGUACGGCCACAGCGCGGUGUACCACGAGGCCAGCGGCGCCCUCUACGUGUACGGCGGCCACUGCUUCAAGCUGCACGGCGUAGCGCUCUGCCGCGACCUGUACGCCCUGCACUACGCGCGCCGCCGCUGGGCGCUGCUGUCCCCCCGGCCCUCCCCCGCCACGCGUGGCCCGCCCCCGCCACCCCCACGGGCAUUCCACGCCGCCGUCACCACGCCAGACUACAUGGUUGUACUGGGGGGCCAGGUGGCAGCGCCCCCCGCGCCCGCCCAUGCCCUGCUGGCCUACUCCUACACCUGCAACGCGUGGCUGCCCCUCGCGCCGCCCAACGCCGCCCUGGUGGGCCCCGCCCUCACGCCCCCCGUGGCCACGGCCGCCGCCGCCACCUCCGCCACCGCCGCGCCGCCCGCCAUGUACCUGUUCGGCGGGUACAACGGCACGGCGCUGGGGUCACUGCUGCAGGUGUGGGUGCCUGCUGACCUGUGCGCCCUCAACGCCAACCAGUCGCAGUGCAAGAGCGUGGCGGGCUGCGCCAGCUGCGUGGUGGUGGGGCGCGGCCCCGCCAAUGCCUCCCUCUGCUACAACAACGCUGGGGAGGAGCCGCAGCUGUGCCGCGCCGCCACGGAGAAGCAGGUGGUGGUGGGCGUGCCCUGCGCCGCGCCAUCGCGCCACGACCCGGCCUGCGAGCAGCGAGAGUCCUGCGCGGCGUGCCUGGGGGAUUGGCCGCCGCGCCCCGACGCGCAGCAGCGGUGCCAGUGGUGCCACAGCCUGGCGCGGGGCCGCUGCGUGCCCCGCGACGCCGACUGCCCCCGCGAGGAGGUGUGCCAGGGCGGGGGCGGCGCGGGCAGCGGGUGCCACAGCGUGCGCGAGGCGGAGCAGUGCCAGGAGGCGGCGUGCGUGGCGUCUGACUGCGACAAGUGCCAGGGGCCACGGGCGUGCAUCUGGACGCGGCAGGUGCGGCGCAGGAAGCAGGUGGGGCACUACGACCUGCAGGAGACGCCCUCACUCAACUGGAACUGCGUGAACACCACCAUCCAGCAGCACCUCUCCUACCCCGUGGAGUCCUCGCCCCCAGGCUCCUGCCCCGAGCGCUGCCACCGCCACGCCUCCUGCGCCGCCUGCCUGGCCGCCACGGGCGCCGAGGGCGGCUGGCACGAGUGCCGCUGGUCCCCCGCCCUGCAGGAGUGUCUGUCCCCCAGCUACGUACCGCUGCGCUGCCUGGGGGGCGCCUGCGGCCUGGUGCUGGCGGGCGGCCCCGACCAGUGCCCGCCGCCCUGCAGCGCCUUCACGCAGUGCGCGCAGUGCUUGGCGCAGCCCCGCUGUGGCUGGUGCGCCCUGCCCUCCCCAGUGGGCGGCCUGGGGCGCUGCGUGGCGGGCAGCCUGCGCGGCCCCGACCUGGCCAACUGCACCGCGCUGGACUACAGUGACCUUCUGGCCGCCAUGCAGGCCAACGACUCCCUGGCCACCCUUCACGCCCUGCCCCCCGCGGGCCAGGCGCCCCCGCAGCCCCGGCCCUCGUGGCACUACCUGACGUGCCCCCCGGAAGAUGAGUGCCGCAACGGGCACCACGAGUGCCGCCCUGCCAGCCAGACCUGCCGCGACCUACCGCGCGGCUACCAGUGCGUGUGUGCCGCAGGCUACAACAUGACGGCGCCCGGCCACUGCGCCCCCGUGUGCUCCCAGGGGUGUGAGCGCGGCACCUGCGUGCUGCCGGACGUGUGCGCCUGCCACUUCGGCUACGUUGGCGCCAACUGCUCCACGCAGUGCCUGUGUCACGGCCAUUCCAACUGUGCCGGGCCCGACCAGCUGGAGGUGUGCCUGCAGUGCCACAACAACACCACGGGCGCCACCUGCCACCUCUGCAGCCCGCGCUUCGUGGGCGACCCCGCCAAGGGCGUGCCGUGCGUGUCCUGCCGCCAGCACUGCCACGGCCACGCCACCCUGUGUGUGGCGCCGGACCAGGCCGCCGCCGCAGCCGCCGCCGCCGCCGCGGGGGGCAACGCGUCGCUGGCAGGAGAGGAGGGCACGGAGGCGCCGGAGCCGCCGCCUCACGGCCCUGGGGAGGACGCGGAGUGUGUGCAGUGCGCCAACAACACCGCGGGGCGGCGCUGCCAGACCUGCCUGGAGGGGUUCUUCCGCGGCAGUGAGGACCUGUCUUGGGGGUGCCGCCCCUGCCAGUGCAACGGGCACGGCAGCACGUGUGACGCGGUGUGGGGCACAGGGUGUGACUGCGGCAACAACACGGAGACGGACAAGCAGUGCCUGGAGGGCGGCAAGGGGCGGGGCGGCGCGGGGGAGCGUGACGAGGAGUGCUGGCAGCACCAGUGUGCCAAGUGUGCCGACGCCUACCUGGGCAGCCCUAGUGGCGGCCACCAGUGCUACCUGCAGAUGAACGUGGACAAGGACUACUGCCUGGACCCAGAGGGCCAGAGCCAGUGCAGCUCUGGCCCCGCGCCGCUGCCGCCGCGCCGCACGGUCUUCUUCGCCGUGCAGCCAAAGUUCAUGAACGUGGACAUCCGCCUCGUGCUGGACGUCACGGAGGGCGGCGCCGACGUCUUCUUCAGCUCCCGCGGCGACGCCUUCGUGGUGCUCCGCCCCGCCCCGGCGCCGCGCCCGUCCUCACCAUCGAUCCGCAGUACCUGCGCGGCGCGGGCGUGGGCGGCGGGGAAGACUCGCGGCGCGGCGGUGGCGGUGGGCGGCGGCGGCGGCGGCGGCGGCGGCGGUGGUAGCGGCGACGGCGGCAACGGCACGGUGGAGAGCCGUCUGGUGCAGCGCGAGGGGCGCGGCCUGAAGACCUUCGCCACGGUGACGCGCGCCGCGGAGAUCCUGGUGGUGCGCAACGUGACCAACCGCCUGGUGGUGACGCUGCCGCAGCACCACCACGACCUGCGCUCCGCCAAGUUCUACCUGGCGGUGCAGGGCGUGGGGCGGCCGGGGCGGCCCCUCACCUGGGGCAGCGUGUUCUUCCGCCAGGACCAGCCGCGCAUCGACCUGUUCGUGUUCUUCUCAGUGUUCUUCUCCUGCUUCUUCCUGUUCCUGGCAGUGUGCGUGGUGGCGUGGAAGGUGAAGCAGGGCCUCGACCUGCAGCGGCUGCGGCGCCAGCACAUGGUGCAGAUGCUGCACAUGGCCAAGCGCCCCUGCGCCGCCACCACGCUGCUGCUGCACGCAGAGGACGCGCCGGAGCCGCCGGUGGACCACACGCUGUGGUCUCCGGGGCGCAGGAAGCGCGCCGCCAAGCGGGAGCGGGACGGCCUGCAGGUGGGGCCGCUGGCGGUGGAGCCCACGGACGACGGCGUGGCGGCGGUGCUCACACUCAUGGUGCAGCUGCCCGGGGGCGGCCUGGGGGGCGCCGCGCCCAACCCCCACGCCCCCACGCACCGGCUGGCCCUCGGCUCCUCCCUCUGCCUCAUGUCCCGCAUCUUCCCCCCCGCCUCACGCCCCUUCCACCUCCGCCGCCGCACCUCGCACCUCGCGCCCUGAACGCGCCGCGCACACCACACGCACGCACGCACGCACACCCACGCACACCCACACGCACGCACACACCCACGCACAUAGAAACCCAGCUACUACCACCACCAUCACCACCACCGCCAUGAAAACACACACACUGACACGUGACUGUCCACCCCCCCUCCCCCCCCACACACACACACACACACACACACACACACACACACACACACACACACACACACACACACACACACACACACACACACACAACUGUAAUUAUUUUCGGUAUUAGUAUUAUUAUUUUAUUUGCUGUGAUAAAGGAGAGAGAGAGAGAGAGAGAGAGAGAGAGAGAGAGAGAGAGAGAGAGAGAGAGAGAGAGAGAGAGAGAGAGAGAGAGAGAGAGAUUUUGUUUCUUUGUAAAUAUUUUAGUUUUUAAGUUUAUUUCUUCUUCUUCUUCUUCUUCUUUAGUUUUAUUCCAAAAAGUGUGUGUGUGUGUGUGUGUGUGUGUGUGUGUGUGUGUGUGUGUGUGUGUGUGUGUGUGUGUGUGUGUGUGUGUGUGUGUGUGUCGCCACGAAUCUCAUAUUGUAUAUAAUUAUGUGAUUGAGAGAGAGAGAGAGAGAGAGAGAGAGAGAGAGAGAGAGAGAGAGAGAGAGAGAGAGAGAGAGAGAGAGAGAGAGAGAGAGAUCCCGCACGUUUUAAUGGAAAAUAAUAGUAAUAAUAAUAAUAAUAAUAAUAAUAAUAAUAAUAAUAAUAAUAAUAAUAAUAAUAAUAAUAAUAAUAAUAAAAAGAUACAUAGCAUUUUUCCGUCUGUCUGUCUGUCUGUAUGUCACGCAAACAGACAGACAGACAGACAGACAGACAGACAGACAGACAGACAGACAGACAGACAUAGAGAAUCUCAUUAGAAUAACAAAAAACAUUAUUAUUAUUAUUAUUAUCAUUAUUAUUAUUAUUAUUAUUAUUAUUAUUAUUAUUAUUAUUAUUAUUAUUAUUAUUAUUAUUUUCGUGAUUUAUUUAGAAUUUCGAUUUUAAUCAUCACUACCACCACUACUACUAUUACUACUACUACUACUACUACUACUAUUUUUUUCUUUUCGUUUUUUCGGUUUUUCUCGUUUUUUUCGUUUUUUUUUCGUUUUUAAUCACCACCACCACCACCACCACUACUACUACUACUACUACUACUACUACUACUACUACUACUACUACUACUACUACUACUACUACUACUAUUGUAUAUUGUAUAGUGUAUGUGUGUACGUGUGUAUGUAUAUUAAUGUAUACUAGUUGUUACAGUAGUGAAGAUUAUAAUAGAAAAAAAAAAUUAUUAUUAUUAUUAUUAUUAUUAUUAUUAUUAUUAUUAUUAUUAUUAUUAUUAUUAUUAUUAUUAUUAUUAUUACUAUUAUCAUCACUACCAGUCCGUCAGCUAUUACUAUUAACUCUGUAAAUAGUACCAAUAGUCCACUUGAUAUUAGUAGUCAAGAUGUAGUCAACUUGUUAUGAUAGUCAAGAUGGUUUAUUCUGUGUCCGCGCAGCUACGCCCAUCCGCACAUUGCGCAGCUCCCUCGCGUUAUCCGUAAAAUGCGCAGGUCCCAUAGAUUUCUAAAAUGCCCUGAAAUAUAUUGAGCUUAAUGUUGAAAAUACUCAAAUUUUUCUUUCUUUCUUUUAUUUUAUUUUUCUUAUUUUCUUUCUCUCUGUCUUUCUGUCUUGUUAAAUCUUUCGUUUUCUUUUCUCUCUUUCUCUUUUUUUUUUCUCUCUCUCUCUCUUCUAACUUAUCUACUUAAAACUCAAUAAUAUACUUUUUUCUAACUUUUUUUUUUUUUUCAUUACUUUUUUUCUAUCUCUCUCUCUCUCUCUCUCUCUCUCUCUCUCUCUCUCUCUCUCUCUCUCUCUCUCUCUCUCUCUCUCUCUCUCUCUCUCUCUCUCUCUCCUAUCUUUACUUAAAACUCACUAAUAGAAUUUUUCCCUCUUUUCUUUCGCUAACUUAAAAAAAAAAAUAAAUAAACUCAAAAAUUCUCUCCUAACUUAACUACUUAAAAAAAAACACAUCUUCUCUUCUCCCUUCCUAACUUUGCAAAACUCGAAAUUAAUUAAAAAAAAAUAACAUCAACAAUUUUAAGUCAACCCUUUCACGACUCGGACAGGCCUUACCAAAUGUCUGUCUGUCUGUCUGUCUGUCUGUCUGUCUGUCUGUCUGUCUCUAUUUCCGUCUAUGAAAGCUGUAGAAAUACGAUUUAAGAUAUAACUUCACUAUUAA
Molecule: messenger RNA, 11943 nt
Organism: Scylla paramamosain (green mud crab)
Lineage: Eukaryota; Metazoa; Arthropoda; Malacostraca; Decapoda; Portunidae
Gene: Megf8
Product: multiple epidermal growth factor-like domains protein 8
Molecular function (GO): calcium ion binding; protein binding
Source: RefSeq, a predicted model, not a curated record